This is a messenger RNA of Paramuricea clavata, 1719 nucleotides long. NCBI's taxonomy places the organism in Eukaryota, Metazoa, Cnidaria, Anthozoa, Malacalcyonacea, Plexauridae. The record is from the annotation of a GenBank genome assembly.
CAGGCUUAUUAAUCACCUCAUCUUGACUUUUCAUGAUAUUUUCUAAAUCGUUUUGUUUGGAUUGUAAUGAAUUUACAAUAGAUUCAAGGUAAUGAGAAAUUAUCUUACCAACUCUCCUUACGAAGUGUCAAUCCGUCUAUAUCAGGACCCUACCGCGAAUAAAUUUGUGUGUGUCCACUACGCUGAAAAUUCAGUAACAUUUGGUAUUGGUAACUUUAUGUUAUAUAUAGGACAGCUUGCGUUAACUUUAACUUGCCUAUAGUAUCUUGAACAUGAAGAGAUGAAGGCUUGAGGGCCCGGUUUAGAGGGCGAACUUUUCAUGCGCCGAACCUAUAGUAUACAACACUGUACGUACGACAGAAGAGCGCCGUCUAAAUCAAUUAACUUCGGCAUGCAAGUUUUGAUUAGGUUCGACAAUGCACAAAAAAUACAGCAAGUCAUGUCGUAUUGUGCGACUCAGAUUCGACAUGGGUUUAGACGCCAUAUGCUUUUCGUCGGUCGAACCUAGUGUGCAUGUAUAUUUAUAGCCUAGAUUAUCUUGAUAUUAUUAUGAUAUAUUAGCUAUUUAGCACUGGAAUUUCUGAUAUAAUGUAUUUGUAUUUUGCAUGGCAGGGUAGGCCUACAAUUAAGUCUGACGUUUAAGUCAGUUGCCGAACUUGUGCCGUAUUUAAUUUGAUUAGGUUCGACGCGCGCAUGAAAAGUUAGUUUAAUUUGAUUACGUACGGCACCUUCAAAACCAGACCUAAUGCUCUAUUUCAUUUUCCUUAACAGGAGAAUACAGAAACUUUGCGGACACUAACGGUGGUAAAUGUCUCAAAAAUUACUUCCAAGAUGUUCUUUUGGUCGUGGUAUACCAUUAUCCAUUCUACGACACCGUUCCCUUUAUCCUUUCCCAAUAUAAAGAUGCGUUCCCCAACAUAGCUGUUUGCGGACCUAAAUCCAGUACUGAAUUCCAGAUUUUAACCGUGGACGUCGGACCGCGCGGUUACUAUAGUUACGAAUGUCUGGGGAGAGCCGUGCGCUUGCAUCCAGGAUUCAGAGGAUAUAUGUUUGUUAAUGAUGACAUGAUUGUCAACUGGUGGAAUUUUGCGAAACUGGACAAGAAUAAAAUUUGGAAAGGAGCCGAAAUUGUUCAAAGUGUGGCUCAUGAAAUGAAUCGCAGACCACUGCGCGAUGAUUGGAUGUGGUGGAAAAAGGAAAAUGGAUUAAAAAAUUGCGAGAAAACGUACCGGCAACUGGUUGGUUUUACAAACAAAUCCUUAAAUAUGCCUAAUAUCAAUAUUAAAACGCUACUGUACACCCAUUAUCGUAAUGGUAGAAACAGAACGAUGUGUUUUCGCACGUGGUCCGACUUCGCGUACGUUCCUGGAAGGAUGAGCCGAGAAUUCGAAAUGCUUUCAAGGAUAUUUUUCGAAAAUAAAGUGUUCCUCGAAAUUGCAUUUCCGACUAUUUUGAGUUUGCUCGAAGAUUGGAAAAAUUGGGAGAAUGCAAAAGGCAUUUAUUUACCGGAAAUAUUCGGGUUUCAGGAUUUUGCCAACGUAAAAUACGUUUGGCCGAAAUUCGCAGAAGAUACUAUGUUCUUGCAUCCUGUUAAGUUCUUUGGGAACAAGGGAUACCAAAAUAGAAAGAUAUUUAAAGCGAGGGUGUUGCCGUAUAUAAAACGUUACACGUCCUGCUAAAAAGUGUAAAUUAUAUAAUAUAUUAUAAUGGAGUAAAUAU